Molecule: messenger RNA, 1396 nt
Organism: Hypoxylon trugodes
Lineage: Eukaryota; Fungi; Ascomycota; Sordariomycetes; Xylariales; Hypoxylaceae
Product: Rrp15p-domain-containing protein
Exons: 1
Coding region: 137-1099 (320 amino acids)
Biological process (GO): maturation of LSU-rRNA; maturation of 5.8S rRNA
Cellular component (GO): preribosome, large subunit precursor
Source: RefSeq, a predicted model, not a curated record
CUAGCAACGAAGUGGGGCGCCGUACUUCAAUUGAAGUUUUUUGGCAAAAAAAAGUUGGGACCAGUUCGAGGUGAACACUCUACAUCUACCUUCUACCUUACAAAGGACAACAACACAGUUCGACAAAUCAGACACAAUGGCCGGUCCGAAUUCGAAAAAACGAAACCAUCAAGAUUUUGUCUCUAAAUCGAAGACACAAAGACCUAAGAAGAAACAGAAGAAGGUCCCCGAGUACCAUAGCGACUCGGACGAGGAACUUUCGAAUCCCGAGUUCCGACCUGUCAAUCUCCUCGACUCCGAUGAAGAAGAUCUCGACAAUGUCGCUGUAGACGAUAUACCAUCUGGGUCAGAUUCCGAUUCGGGUUCCGACUCAGACUCAGAGGCUGAUGCGCCUACACCUAAAUUCCUUGCGAAGCAGCAAAAGAAACCAGUGAAGAAAAACUCCAAGCAAGAGGCCGCCGAAAAGAGUUCAGAUGAUGAAUUAGAAGAGGGCGGCAGCGAAGAUGAGGACAAUGAGGAGGACGACGAAGAAGGCGUAGAGUCAGACGGCGACCAAUCAACAACAAGCCCAUCCAAAAAAUCCAAAUCAAAACGCAACGACCCCGAUGCCUUCGCAACAUCUAUGUCCAAGAUUCUAUCCACCAAAUUAUCCAAUACACGGCGCGCAGACCCAGUCCUAUCGCGUAGCGCUGAAGCACACCAAGCCGCGAAAGACGCAGUCGACAGCGCACUAGAAGCUAAAGCCCGAAAACAUUUACGGGAACAGAAGCGCUUGGCGCAGGAGAAGGGUCGCGUAAAGAACGUGCUGGUUGGUGAUGUAGAUGAGGCUACGGGCGCGCCAGAGACUUCGACGCAGGAAAUACAGCAGACGGAGAAGCGGUUAAAGAAGGUUGCGCACAGAGGUGUGAUUAUGCUAUUCAGAGCCGUUCGAGAGGCGCAAGAAAGGGCCGCCGAGGCAGAGAAGGAUACGAGGAAAGACGGCGUGGUUGGUGUGCAGAGACGUCAAGAAAAGGUCAACGAAAUGAGUCGGCAAGGCUUCCUCGAGCUUAUCGCCGGUGGCGGUGGAAAGUUGAGGAAGGGCGCAUUGGAAGAAGCUUGAUUUUCUUGGGUUGUUCACGUCGGGUCUAUAUGAAAUGAUACCAAAUAUUCAUGCACACAUGAUCUCAUUAGAGUUGGGGUUUCCGUUUCCUCUAUCUCCAAAAGCCUGCCAUCUUACUGACAAUAUAGUACAUUUUAUGGCGCCGUAGUUACCCAGACUGGCCCGCUUCAUAUCACGCCGCUAUCUUGCACACUUGUUUUGCACCUGUUGAAAUUGUAUUGGUACAAUUCGUGGGAUUCUUCGUAUGUUCUUCAUACCGCCCUUCUCAAACGCUGGCGGCCAAUACUUUUUAUUGCU